Molecule: messenger RNA, 1386 nt
Organism: Penicillium cinerascens
Lineage: Eukaryota; Fungi; Ascomycota; Eurotiomycetes; Eurotiales; Aspergillaceae
Product: Zn(II)2Cys6 transcription factor domain-containing protein
Exons: 2
Coding region: 1-1386 (461 amino acids)
Biological process (GO): regulation of transcription by RNA polymerase II
Molecular function (GO): DNA-binding transcription activator activity, RNA polymerase II-specific; zinc ion binding
Source: RefSeq, a predicted model, not a curated record
AUGGCCGCUGGCAUUUCUAAUGACACUCUUCGCUCCUCCUGCUCCUCCUCCUCCUCCGUUCCUCACGGCUCCUUCGUUGGCUUCUCCAGACUCAUCUUUGCAACGGAAGAUCGCUCAGCUUUGCGGGAGAUCUCGGACCAGGAGGCCGCAUUAUCGAGGCAGAAGCGGCCCCAUCAUAAAUCCAGAAAUGGCUGCUUGUCGUGCAAACGCCGCAGAGUCAAGUGCGAUGAGAGCACGCCGGCCUGCACGAACUGUGCCAAGCGCCGCGAAAACUGUGAAUGGCCGUCGCGCUUGCAGCGGACGAUGCCAUCCCGAUCCCGGUCUCCGUCGAUAGAGACGGCGAUAUCGCAGCGCCUGCUGGACUCGGCUAAUCCGAACUUGAAUCUACUGCAUUUGAAGCUCUUCCACCACUUCGCGUGCGCGACGCGCGAGACGCUCAUCUUCAAAGAGGUGUGGGAUGAAGGGCUCCAGCUCUCCUUCCAACAUGAAUACCUGAUGCACUCGAUCCUGUUCCUCGCGGCCCGGCACCUAUCCGUGCUGGUGCCCAACGACCCCCGAUAUUCCACGGCAGCCAUCGCCCAUCUCUCUCAGGCGUCUCGCUUGUAUCGACAGGCGCUAUCGGAGCGGUUCACCGAGGCAAACAUCGAUGCCCUGCUGUGCACGGGGAUUCUGCUCUACUACGAUGCUUGGAUGAAUGUCGAUUUUGUCUCCAUGGGCACCGACUCGGUCGGGCUCUCGUUGGAGUUUGCUAAGGACCACCUGUUCACGCUCUCCCCCGGGAUGUCGCAGAUUUUCUUGACCGCGAUACCGCUGAUGACCCGUAAACCCUCCACUUUCAUUAACGGGGUCCUCCACCAGCCCAGCCGGACGGUCCAAGAGGCGCUCACCACAUUCCGUCUCGAUGCAUCCCAAUACCUAUACUUCUUCGCGCAAUGGUACGAUACCGCGUUGGAUCACCGGGCAUUGACGCUUCCGCGACUGUCACAGCCUGGUGGUGCAGACCAGAGUCGUCGGCUGACCUUUGAAUACCGAUACGAGCCGACCGAUGAUCCGCUAGAAGCGUAUAUGGCCGUCGUCUGUCGACUCUCCAACAUUCUGGCGGUUCUGCCCGACGCCCGCGAGGGAUCAAGGUCCCUCUUAGAGGACGAUCCGUCUCUGGUCGAUGACGUGUCGAGACUCUUCCUCACUUUCCCGAUGCUCUGUCACGCCCCGUUCAUCCAAAUGCUAAGAGAGAGAGAUCCCAGGGCGCUGCUGCUGAUGUAUCACUUCUAUCGCGCCGCGAAGAUCUUAUUACCUGAGGAUAAAUGCUGGUGGGCGGCGAAGCGCGCGGAUUUGUUACAAAGGGCGUUGAAGUCAGUGUUGGUUGGAGAAACAACGGAAAUAUGA